Pectinophora gossypiella (pink bollworm) is the source of this 950-nucleotide messenger RNA. RefSeq names its product gamma-interferon-inducible lysosomal thiol reductase-like. The transcript has 6 exons. Bases 273 to 905 code for a protein of 210 amino acids. The record is from RefSeq and is a predicted model, not a curated record. Gene Ontology annotation, molecular function: oxidoreductase activity, acting on a sulfur group of donors, disulfide as acceptor. NCBI's taxonomy places the organism in Eukaryota, Metazoa, Arthropoda, Insecta, Lepidoptera, Gelechiidae.
UAAAGAUUGGUUGUUUGAACCUGUGGAGUGAAUACAUCAUGUCUGCGAACAAGUCAAUAAUACACAUUUUAGUCUUUAGUUUCAUAUGUGCUUCGGGAGUACUAUGUGAUGGUACAAAUGACGCAACUUACAGAGCAGGCAGAGGUGGAUCUAGAAGGACCAAAUUAGAGAUAUCCUAAGAAAAGGUUCAGUACGAUCUACUCUGAACCGGCGUGAAUGAAACGACUGAUGAAUGUGGAGGAAGCAAGAGAAGUGUGUCAGGAUCGAAGAAAAUGGAAUUCCAUAGUAUCUUCUUACCCCGUUGGGAAAUCGGCAUGAGUUUAUUAAUCAUGGAGGUCGCACCACUUAACGGCAACCACGCGAAACACAAUGCCACAGGUUUAGUAAAAGUUGAUUUGUAUUAUGAGAGUCGCUGUUCGGACUCUAUAGCUGAAUACCCGGAGAUGUCUACAGUCGUGAAGAAACUGCACAAUUAUAUAAAUCUUACUACAUACCCGUACGGAAAAGCUAAGAUGCGCGAGGAAAAUGGAAAAGUAAUAUUUACAUGCCAGCACGGUGAGAAGGAGUGUUAUGGCAACAAACUGCAUGCGUGCGCCAUCGACCAGCUUAAGGAUGUCCGGAAGUAUGUGGACUUCAACGGGUGUUUGAUGACCCGACAGUCCAAUGAUGCCGCCGUGGAUGAGUGUGGCAAAUUGCAGAAAGUGGACUCAGAGGCUAUCAAGAAUUGUGCCCGGGGUCCCAAAGGUGACGAAUUACUCAUACAUUACGGAAAGGAGUCGGAGAAAAUAAAGUAUACAGAUGUCCCGUGGGUCCUCAUCAACGGAGAACUUAAAGCCAACAAUACGUCACUAUUGGAUACCGUUUGCAAAGCUAUAGGCAACCCACCAAAGGAAUGUCAGAAAUAGGAUGCAGAUAACUGGUAGUAAAUAAAAGUAACAACGCCUAAGAAA